Protopterus annectens (West African lungfish) is the source of this 1656-nucleotide messenger RNA. It is a transcript of the gene CCNH, whose product is annotated as cyclin H. The record is from RefSeq and is a predicted model, not a curated record. Bases 176 to 1198 code for a protein of 340 amino acids. The transcript has 11 exons. Lineage: Eukaryota; Metazoa; Chordata; Ceratodontiformes; Protopteridae. Gene Ontology annotation, biological process: regulation of cyclin-dependent protein serine/threonine kinase activity; DNA-templated transcription; regulation of transcription by RNA polymerase II. Gene Ontology annotation, molecular function: cyclin-dependent protein serine/threonine kinase regulator activity. Gene Ontology annotation, cellular component: transcription factor TFIIK complex; nucleus.
CUAAGUGACGACUUGAAAAGUGAGCGUAGGGGCGGAUCUUAGGAUUCGGAAGUGGCCUUAUUAGUGUUUUCACAAUAGGUUGGGCUUAAUCAUCUGUCUUUUGUUUACCUUUGAAUAAACGUCUUGAGAUCGUAAGAGUUUUAGUUUCACAUGGAUAACAUAUGAAGUUUCCACUAUGUAUCACAGCAGCACACAAAAGAAGUACUGGACUUUUAAAAAUGAAGAGGAACUAGCCAACUUGAGGAGGGAAGCCAAUAAAAAGUUUCGUGCUAAGGUUUUAGUCAGUGGAAAGGCAGCUGAUUCGAUUUUAUUGGAGUCAUGGGAGGAAGCUACAAUCUGCAAAUACUAUGAGAAGAGGCUGAUGGAUUUCUGCUCUGUGUUCAAACCAGCAAUGCCUAAAUCUGUUGUAGGGACAGCAUGCAUGUAUUUCAAGAGAUUUUACCUACAUAAUUCACUAAUGGAAUACCAUCCAAGAAUAAUUAUGUUUACUUGUGUCUUCUUGGCCUGCAAAGUGGAUGAAUUUAAUGUUUCCAGUUUGCAGUUUGUGGCUAACCUACAUGAAAAUUCAGUGGAACAAGAGAAAGUUCUAGAACAGAUUUUGGAAUAUGAAUUGCUACUUAUUCAGCAGCUGAACUUUCAUCUUGUAAUCCAUAAUCCAUAUCGACCACUUGAAGGCUUUCUGAUUGAUCUUAAGACUCGAUAUCCAGCUUUGGAGAAUCCAGAGGUUUUGAGAAAAGCAGCAGACGAUUUCCUUAACAGGGCUGCUUUGACAGAUACACUGCUGCUGUUUACCCCUUCACAGAUUGCUCUAACUAGCAUCCUGUCUAGUGCAUCCAGGGCAGGACUUAAUGUAGAAAGCUAUUUAACAGAAUGUUUCUCAUUAAAGGAUGACAGAGAAACCCUUUCUCAACUAAUAGAAGCUAUAAGAAAUAUACAGAAUUUGGUAAAGAAGUAUGAGUUUCCUAAGAUUGAAGAAAUAAAUGUACUCAAACAAAAGCUGGAGAAGUGCCACAGCAAGGAACUUUUGAGUACAGCUAGCAGGAAAAGGGGAUAUGAAGAUGAUGGCUAUGUUUCAAAAAGGCCUAGAUUGGAUGAGGGCACAAAGUGGGCAGAUAGUGAAUCCCCAUUCCUGCAGAACGACAGAAAGUAUACAUUUGAGGAAGACUGGACAGAUGAUGAUCUUGCCGAUUCCUUAUAAUUUAUAAUGGAGCCUUAGAUACCUUGGCAAAAUCUUUAACAGCCAGAACUCAUUGAUACUGAUGACCCAAGUUACUGUCAUGGUUUACAGCAUGACUGCAUAAAGUACAUGAUCUCUUGAUGUGGUAUCCACAUGCAAAACAAGGACAAGAUUCUGCUGUUUGACACUUAUAAAGAAGUUUUUACUGUGGAAGUAGCCAUUUGUGUACAAGAUGACAUGAAAUGCAACAAAUAACAAGGUUUUUAAUAUUGCCACAAAUCAGCUACAAGUUGCCACUUAAUUAUGUUAAAGCUGUUUAAUUGCACAUUAUUAAAGUGAAAUGUGCUGUCUUAAACAUAAGUCGUCGUUUUCUCAGUGUGGAAAUUUGGCCUUAAACAUUUGAUAAGUAAUUGUAUUUUGAUAUAAAAUGUUUGCUUUUGUGUAACAAGGUUUGUAUUAAAAAUAAGUGGUUUUCUUUA